Molecule: messenger RNA, 2858 nt
Organism: Corticium candelabrum
Lineage: Eukaryota; Metazoa; Porifera; Homoscleromorpha; Homosclerophorida; Plakinidae
Exons: 12
Coding region: 31-2550 (839 amino acids)
Biological process (GO): signal transduction; protein phosphorylation
Cellular component (GO): cytoplasm
Molecular function (GO): ATP binding; protein kinase activity; protein binding
Source: RefSeq, a predicted model, not a curated record
UUACAUAAUUUUGUCACGAGUUUGUACAAUAUGGCGGAAGAUGAAGCUCAAGAUUUAUUUGUGAGAGCGAAGAAACUGUUGGAGGAAGACAACUAUGGAGCUGCUGAAAGAAUUUGCCACCAAUUGCUGUUUCUUUACGAAACAGCGGAUCAUCAACCGGUACAGAAAGCAAUAGCGCUGUAUAUGUUGGGUGCGUGUCUAUAUCACCAACAUAAAGUGAAUGACGCCGUAAAGUUUACGGAACAAUGUUUGUCUAUUGUACAAGAUAUUACACCUCAACAUGAAGAGUUUCUGUCUGAUGUGUUACACGGUAUGGGAGGGUACCUAUACUAUCAGGGCAAGUAUGAAAGAGCAACAGAACAUCUAAGAGAGUCACUCAACAUCAAGCGUAGAUUGUCUUCUGUGGACAAAGUCAACAUGGCAUACACUUGUGUUUUCCUUUCACGUUGCCUUCUCUCUCAAUGUCUGACAAAAGAAGCUGAAUAUGUGAUGAGAGAAGGUUGUGGUUUAGCAUUCAGCACGAAUGACAAUUUUGUGAAAGCAUACUCUGCCACUCUAUUGGCUUAUGCAAUGCAACUAAAUGAAGGAACAGAAGAGGAAGUGAUAAAAUUGUUACAACAGGCUGAUGAAUGGAUUCAAAUGGUGGGAGAAGGGCAGUGGAAGGCACGUGUGUUGAGUGAAAUGGGAGAAGUAUUGGUGAUAAGGGGUGACUACAAACGUGCCAACAGAAUACUGCAGGAAGCAGUAACAAUACAAAGACACUUUUUACCAACCAACCAUCAUGACACUGCUUUAACUGUUUGUCGCAUGGCAGAAAGUCAAGUGAAACAAGACCAACAAAUGGUUGCUUUGCCAUUGUUCCACGAGUCAUCAGAAAUGAUGAGUAAAUCAAUAGGUGUGGAACACCCAAUAAGAGGAAGAAGUUUAUUUGGUGUUGCUAAAGUCCUUCUAAAACAACAGAAGUGGCAAGAAGCAGAAACCAUCCUAAAGGAAAGUGUCAAUAUUUUGCAUCCCACAACAAGUGCAGCAAUUCGAGACCUGAACUAUUGCUUACGAAUGCUAAAGAAAGAUCAAGAAGCAGUGGACAUUUUGCAACAACAUCAACGAAUUGUUUCUUAUCAUCAAGGUGAGCAUCAAGCAAGUGCACGUCAAGUUGAUGAUUUACAAAGAGAGUUGGAGCAGCUCAGAGAAAGCAAUCGAGCCAUUGAAGCAGAGAAAUCAGCUUUACAGCAGCAAUUGGCUGAUCAGGAGGCUGUAACUCGUGCUGUCACUGAUGAGAAUGAACGUCAAGUGGGAGAAGUAAGGAGAUUGCUGCAACUCAUGCAGCAAUGUGACGAAGACAACAAACAACUACAAGCAGCAGUUCAUGAGCAUGAACACCUUGCAGCACAGAAAGAGAGAGAAGCAAACGAACUACAGGAGGAAAUCACAAGAAUGGCAAGUCAGUUAGAUGACGAGGAGAGACAGCUGCAACAACAGGAGGAAGAAUUGGAUGGCAAGAGAAGCACAAUAGAGCAACAGGCAAGCACAAUAGAAGAACAGAGAAGGCAAAUUGAUGUCUUGAGGCACGAGGUGCAAGAGAAGCACACAACUAACGAACGUCUGGAAAGAGACUUGCAGAGAAGUGAAAGUGCAUGGCAGGAGCUGCAACAACUUCAACAUCAAAGUGACAGCCUUAUACAGAUCCAUGAUGACAGUUUACACAUGACUGGAUUAGAGUUGGGAACAGGAGCUUAUGGAGAGGUUGGUGUGGGCAUGUGGCGUGGUGUAGCAGUUGCUGUCAAGACAUUUCAUGAAGAACCGGUUAGAGUAGAUGAACUCAACAUUUCAUUCAUUAGACGUCAAGUGUCGGUGUCCAGUCAUGUCCAUCACCCCAAUGUCGUAUUCAUCUGUGGAGCUAUCAUUGACAAUGAAGUUCCUCUUCGUAUCGUCAUGGAGCUUUUGGAAGGAUCACUGAAAGAUGUGAUCAAAGCUGCUUUGAGAAGCAGAUAUCUGUCCAUGAGGGAACAAGUGGAUAUAGCUGUGGGAUGUCUGUGUGGUGUGAUGUAUCUUCACCAACUGCAGCCUGCUCUUCUCCAUGGAGACAUUCGCUCUACCAACAUCCUCAUCAGCAAGACCAUGCAAGCCAAAAUCGGUGAUCUGGGCUCUUGUCGCUUCUCUAACGAGUCACUUUCUGUUGGUCCUCUCAGUCCACAAUACAUUGCACCAGAACGAGUUGUGGAAGGUCGUGGCCCUGCUUCACCCAACACAACAGAAGCCGACAUGUACAGCUUGGGAGUCACGUUUGUCGAGUUAUUCACAGGAGUAGGUGCAGAGAUGAAACGGCGUAAGAGUCAGUUUCGAGCUGUUCCUUAUGUUCCACUGCAAGACAUUUGCUAUGCUAUGGCAGAAGAGAAUCCACGUGAUCGCAUUUCUGCAGCAGCAGCUCUCAUGCAAGUGAAUGCAGUGAAGCAGAAUGAUGAGUACACUUCCUGUCCUCCCAAAAGGAUGGUAAAAGGCAAGAAACGCAAAGAAGACAAAGUGACACUCGUAGAGAUGCCGUGGAUGUGACUUAGGAGCAGAUAAUUGUGAUGUAUUUGUUUGUCUGUUUGUCUCAAUUCAUCCAACUUUGCUGCUUGUUAUAAAUGCAAUAGAUGAUGUUGCAUGUGUGUAGUCUGCUGUGCAAUAUGAGUUGACAUUGAACUUUUUGAUAGUCUAGCAGUCAGUCUCACAGUUCUUAAUUUACAGUUUCACUUUGUGCUGAUGUGAACUGAAAACAUUUUUUGUAGCCUUUUCUAAUACUGUGUCACUUUUGUAUAUCAAUGCUGCAGCUGAGUAUCAAUCUUAUAAUACAACUUGCCAAUUGAACUCAAACUCCA